UCUCUUAAAAAUUAUUUUCUAUUUACUUUUUAAUUGUUAAUCUUUUUUGUUUUUUCUUUGGAAAUUUAAUUGUGACACUUUUGAUUAUUUAGUUAAUCUGUUCUUUCAACAAAAUUAUUUUCUCAUGAGAACGUUAAGAUUAAAUUAGAUUGGAUGGAUUUCAUUUCUUCUUCUUCUUCUUCUUCAUCUUCCUCUGGUUCUUUAAUAACAACAACUUCAUCAUUCCUGACAACAACAAUGGGAUCCAUUUUUAAUUCCCACCUUUUGUUUUCUUUCAUUUUGACGAAUAUAAUUGUUUUAAGAGCUAGUCACCUUGUAUCUACAGCUGAAUUAUAUCCAGAAUCUCGACCUAAAUGUGAGGAAAUAGUUGUCCCCAUGUGCCGAGGAAUUGGUUAUAAUAUGACUUCCAUGCCAAAUCAAUUUCACCAUGAGAAACAAGAUGAAGCGGGUUUGGAAGCUCAUCAAUUUUGGCCAUUGGUAGAAAUUAAUUGUUCAGAUGAUUUAAGAUUUUUUCUAUGUUCCAUGUAUACACCAAUAUGUAUGGAAGACUAUCAUUCAAGAUUACCUGCCUGUCGAUCAGUUUGUGAAAGAGCUAAAUCUGGUUGUGCAACAAUUAUGUUACAAUAUGGUUUCCCUUGGCCCGAAUCUAUGGAUUGUAAUAAUUUUCCUCCUUAUGGUUCACCUAAUCAACUUUGUAUGGAUCAAAAGGAAGGUGCAUCACCUUCAAUUUCAUCUUCUCCACCAUCUUUGCCACCAUCAGUAUUUGUACCCUCCGUUACUCUUUCACCUCCUUUAGUACCAACAACUUCAUCUUCCAAAUCAACCAACAAAACCUCUCCUUCUAAUAUUGGUCCGACCAAAUUUUCUGAUUUAUUUAAUGGAAAAUCUUUUGAUAAAUCUAGAAAUGGAUGUAAUUGUCAAUGUCGCUAUCCAUUGAUCACUAUUCAUGAACCAACGGAUCCUUUCAGAAUAAUUUCUACUGGUGGUGUAGUUAAUUGUGCUCAAUCUUGUGAUUCGAGUCCAUUUUUCUCGCAACAAGAUCAAUCAAAAUCACUUCUUUUCAUUUCUUUAACGGCUUUUCUUUGUCUGAUAUGCUCCCUUUUGGUUGUUUGUACCUAUUUUAGCGAUCGAAGUCGAUUCUGUUACCCCGAACGGGCAAUAAUCUUUCUCUCCGGUUGUUACAUUAUGAUUUCCAUUGGAUUUCUCCUUAGAUACCAUCUUGGUCAUUCGGCUAUUGCCUGUGAUGGUGGUAUAUUACGUUACCCUGGAAUUGGAAUUCAGUCCAUAAAUUGUAUCACCGUUUUCAUAUUCAUCUACUUUUUUGGUAUGGCUGCAUCUCUUUGGUGGGUCAUUUUGACCUUAGCUUGGGUUUUAGCUGCUAGUCUCAAAUGGUCAACGGAAGCAAUUGAAACUUACUCAUGGAAUUUUCAUAUUUUCGCUUGGGGUCUUCCAGCAAUUAAAUCAUUCUUUGCUAUUUCUUAUAUGGCUGUAGAUUCUGAACCAUUGGCUGGUAUCUGUACGGUGGGAAAUCUUAAUCCUAAAUAUCUAAUGUACUUCAUAAUUGCUCCUCUUUUAGCCUACUUAACUUUAGGAAUUUUAUUCCUACUUUUUGGUCUUUUUUCACUAAUGCGAUUACGUCGAUCAAUAAGGAAACAUGUUCGCCAAGUUACCGAUAAAACGGGUCUAGUUAAACUGAUGGUUCGAAUAAUCAUCUUUUCAAUUUUAUACAUUGUACCAACAAUUGUGGUCAUUAUUUGUAACAUUUACUUAUACACAAACUCAUCAUCCUGGGAGGUGAACCAUAACUGUCCAUGUAACAGCGCUUCAUUGGAAACACCUUAUGUUACCAUUCAUCUGUUCAAAUAUGUGAUGACCCUUGUGGUGGGUAUAACUACAUGCUUUUGGAUACUCUCAUGGAAAACCAUCAAAUCUUGGUGGUAUUGUACAGCGGGGAAACUUUGCUGUUGUUGUCGUAAAGAAGCACCAAUACCUCGAGAUCCAUUGAUGGGAUCAACAGGAGGUGGAAGUAGCCAAUAUAUUGUAAAUAGUCAACGAAGUUACAAACAGAUCAAUCAAAUUGCUCACUCAUCAGUAAGUGGAGGACAACCUCACCGGAAGAUUUAAAUUUUUGUCAAGUUUAAUUAAUGUAUUUCUGGUCUCAUCAUCAUCGCCAUCUUCAUCUUCAUCACUGCCAUCAUCUCAGGAUCUCAAGAAAUAUUAGACUGAAACAUUUUCUUUCCAAGGUUCUAAUCAUUCCAAUAUUCAUCUAUGGGCCAGGAAUUAACUUCAUCAACGAAUUAAACAAAAUGGAUGGAAAAAUCAAAUUAGAGCAAUUAAUUCAUUUUUCAAAUACAGUAUCAACUGUAGCUCUAUCUAAAUUUUGUCAUCCAUGUACUCAUCAUCAUCAUCAUCAUCAUUAUCAUCAAUUUUGGCUUUUAUCUUAAACACUCGACACACGAACAUUUCCAAUUUCCAUUAUUAUCUAUGUGUAGCUUUGGAAUCCAAUUUAUUUCUAAAUUGUGUAAAUCUUAAUUUAUCCAUUCAUUUUUCAUCAAUUCCACAAUUAACAAAUUCUAUUAUCAAAAAGAUA
Panonychus citri (citrus red mite) is the source of this 2590-nucleotide messenger RNA. Its product is annotated as frizzled-5-like. Gene Ontology annotation, molecular function: Wnt receptor activity; Wnt-protein binding. Lineage: Eukaryota; Metazoa; Arthropoda; Arachnida; Trombidiformes; Tetranychidae. The transcript is spliced from 3 exons. The record is from RefSeq and is a predicted model, not a curated record. The coding region runs from base 154 to 2124 and encodes 656 amino acids. Gene Ontology annotation, cellular component: plasma membrane. Gene Ontology annotation, biological process: canonical Wnt signaling pathway; non-canonical Wnt signaling pathway.